UUUGACCAAUGGCCUUGCGACGUGUCGUUCGGUUGCUGACGCAUCGUUGCGAUGCUGAUGCUGCAUGUGGGCUGGCUCCUUGCGGCCUUGGCGGCGCCCGUGGCCGGCUUCUGGGGCAACGCGGAGCCGCUCUUUACGGACAGCUUCAACAUCGAACCGCUGACGCAAGACACCUUUGACAAGACGGUGCUCGACGACGCGUCUGGCAACGUCUGGCUCAUCGACUUUUAUGCGCCGUGGUGUCCGCACUGCCGCCACUUUGCACCGCAUUACGAGGCGGUCGCCGACCACUACGCGCCGUCGCCGUCCAUUCACUUUGGCGCGGUCGACUGCACGGUGCACGGCGACAUUUGCUCGCGCUACGAGAUCCUCGGGUACCCGGCGCUGCGGGCCUUCCAUCUCGAGCCGAAGGCGGUCAGUAUGCCCUUCUCGCCGCGGCCAAAGUCGUUCGAGACCGUCGUCAAGUGGAUCGAGUCGGCGAUGGCCGAGAAGAAUCGCACGACGGGGGUCGAGUUGCCCGACUUUAGCGCGUUCAAGCUCGACGGCCCCAAGAAGAACAUGCGUCAGCACAAGGCCGACGACGCCACCAAGGUGGCCACCGUUGACGCGCGCGCCGAUCGCCUGCGGGACGCCGGCCACGCGCUCCUCUUUGCGCUCGAGACGUCCUUCUUCAUGGGCACUGACGUGCUCGACGGUGCGCGGUAUGCUGCCGCGCGCGCCUGGCUGCGGCUGCUCCGGUCGCUCUUCCCGCUCGAGGCCAACAAGACGCAGCUUGGUGAGCUACUGUAUCGCUUUGAGAGCCAGAGUUCGUGGAGCAGCGACGAGUGGCGCCUCCUGGUUGCGCUCUGGAAGUCGGACGUGCACGGGAAGACUUACCCGAAGGACCUCUUUUCACGCAAGAGCUUUGCGGUGUGCGAGAACUUUACCUGUGGCAUUUGGCUCCUCUUCCACGAGCUCACGGUCGCCGAGAUUCCUGCGACGUCGACGCUCACGCCACUCGAGGUUGCGCUCGAAAUCCGGUCGUUUGUCGAGCAUUUCUUUGGCUGCGAGCUCUGCCGCCUGCACUUUCUAAAAGCCAACCCGACGCCAAAGCUCGAGAUGCUGCUCGGGCACAGCCACAAUGCCACGAGCGCACUCGUGCUGUGGAUGUACCACAUGCACAACACGGUCAACGUCCGCGUCGAGCACGACGUUUGGCCGUCCAAAGCGGAGUGCAAGCGCUGUUACUCGACCGACGAAGCGACGACCGACAAGGCGCUGCUCGCCGAGCCCGCGAUCCUCAAGUACAUGCAGCAGGCGUACCGGUUUCCGGCUUCGGACGCCGACGUCGACCGACCGGUUGUUGACAGCGAAGUGGCCAUGGCCGCCGACGGCACCGCGCUCAAGGGCGCGUCGACAUGGGAAGCGUACACGCCGUCGACACCGAUUGAGUUUGCGCCGUUUCUGCUGCUUGGCUUUGUGGUGUACCUUGCGUACUGCCGCAAGCACGCGCGGUCGCACGAAGCCGCCAAGGAGUCGUAGUCUCGUCUCUGUAGUACUCUUCAGCAUUCGAGCAACAGUAGACACAUUGCUAUUACGCGCUACGAGCUGUACGAGCUCGGUGCUCUUCGAGUCUUUUCAACUAGUUUGCUUGUUUCGUGUCCAAGCAAACCCG
Molecule: messenger RNA, 1654 nt
Organism: Saprolegnia diclina VS20
Lineage: Eukaryota; Oomycota; Saprolegniomycetes; Saprolegniales; Saprolegniaceae
Exons: 2
Coding region: 52-1521 (489 amino acids)
Biological process (GO): protein folding
Cellular component (GO): Golgi membrane
Molecular function (GO): protein disulfide isomerase activity; flavin-dependent sulfhydryl oxidase activity
Source: RefSeq, a predicted model, not a curated record